Messenger RNA from Laccaria bicolor S238N-H82, 1680 nucleotides. RefSeq lists its product as uncharacterized. The transcript is spliced from 12 exons. Gene Ontology annotation, molecular function: sodium:proton antiporter activity. Gene Ontology annotation, cellular component: plasma membrane. The coding region runs from base 1 to 1680 and encodes 559 amino acids. NCBI's taxonomy places the organism in Eukaryota, Fungi, Basidiomycota, Agaricomycetes, Agaricales, Hydnangiaceae. Gene Ontology annotation, biological process: proton export across plasma membrane; intracellular potassium ion homeostasis; regulation of membrane potential. The record is from RefSeq and is a predicted model, not a curated record.
AUGCGCGACCCUUCCUCUGUCUUGCCCAGCGUUAGAAACGCCCGCUGCCUAGAACUCAUUGCUGAUGAUCCAUCUUUUACAAACGUAGGUGUCGCCUACAUGUGUCUGGGCGGUUUUGUCGUUGCUUUUUCAAUGUUUUCCCUACUCGCUCGGGACAAGCUCUAUAUCAAUGAAGUUGUUCUCGGGACUGCUUUUGGCAUUUUAAUGGGGCCUCACUUUGCUGGUGUGUUCAAUCCCCGUUCCUGGGGUUCUCACAGCAAUGCAAUCACGCUCGAGGCGAUGCGCGUGAUUCUUGCGAUAGGCUUAUUUGCCAUUGGAGUUGAACUCCCAAAAACAUAUAUGGCAAAACAUGCGAAGAGUUUGCUCGUGAUGAUCAUCCCAACGAUGGCGAUUGGUUGGUUCAUUGUCGCUGGACUCAUCCAUUUGCUGUUUCCGCAAUUCAACUUUGUUUCUUGUCUUGCCAUUGCAGCUUGCCUGACUCCCACCGAUCCUAUCAUAAGUGCAGCCAUCAACGUUCCCAUGCGAUUACGACAUUUGCUUUCGGCCGAAUCGGCAGCCAAUGAUGGCCUAGCGUACCCCUUCUUGACAAUCGCUAUCUACCUGACUGUCGAUGCUACCAAGCGUGAAGCUAUUGGACACUGGGUUCUCGUCGGAUGCUUAUAUCAAGUGGUUCUUGGAGUUUUUGUCGGUGUUUUGCUCGGACUGGCGUUUUCUUCCCUGAUGGAGUUCUCCCAUCGGCACGGACUCAUCGACCGACAGUCCUAUGUCACGCAAUACCUCUCAUUAGCCAUUUUCGUUUCUGGAAUUGUCAGUACUUUGGGGAGCGACGAUCUCUUGGCCGUAUUCGCUGCAGGAUGUGCUAUUUCAUGGGACGGCGAAUUCACCGUGUACACUGAAGGCCAACUAUUUUCUUCAGUGAUAGACUUUGUCCUCAACUGUGUUGGCUUCAUAUAUAUUGGCGCCUGGCUUCCCUUUGAAUCAUUCACCAUUCCAGCCUUGGAUAUCACUCCAGGCCGAUUGUUGCUACUGACUAUGGGGGUGCUGCUGUUGAGACGCAUUCCACCAAUGUUGAUGCUUUAUAAAUGGAUCCCGGAAAUUACUUCCUGGAGGCAGGCCCUCUUCUCUGGACAUUUCGGGCCCAUGGGAGUAGGAGCCGUCUACACCUCCACGCUAGCAAUUCAAAAACUAACUACGCCGCAAAACCCUCCUAUAACCCAAGAAGACAUGCUUACAACGGCCUUGCACCCAAUCGUGUCGUUUGUGGUGUUGAAUUCCAUUGUCGUUCACGGCCUCUCUAUUCCCUUGUUCUCAGCUUGGUGUAACAUCCGUACGCUCUCCCUCUCCAGGACGCUCUCGUCUAUGACUACCUCGGAUUGGUUCUACAAAAAUACGGCCCAGAACGAAGCAAACGAGGAUCAAAUGUCCUUCCAUGUCACCGUUGACUUCGAGCUCCAAUCGCCUAAGGAGAGCGGGCCGAAGACUGCGACUGCUCCGUCAACUGCCACACCCGAGGUCGACGUCGACUUCCAGGAAGGGAAGAACCAAACAGAGCUCGAAAAUGUCCGCCUUGCUACAACUCCUACUGACAAUCAAGAUACGGAAACUAGUAAUAUUGCUGGUCCACCAGGAACCCCAGUUCCUGCAUUUCAAGUGCGCCCCCUUGCUGGCCAUGGUCAAUAG